This is a messenger RNA of Chlorocebus sabaeus (green monkey), 2454 nucleotides long. The record is from RefSeq and is a predicted model, not a curated record. Lineage: Eukaryota; Metazoa; Chordata; Mammalia; Primates; Cercopithecidae.
AUGCAGGCUUCUCCAUUUCGAAUGAGUCAACUAACUCCACCUGAAGAACUUCAUACUGUUGCCUAUGUGUUUACAAAUGGUGGGCCGCAAAUGAGGAGUGAUGAAGUAAAUCCGGUUGCAAAAGGACAUCAAAGCAAAAAGAAACAUUCCAGAAAAUCUAAGAGACACUCUUCAUCUAAGAGAAGGAAGAGUAUGUCCCUGUGGUUAGACAAACAGGAAGAUGCUGCAGCUACUUACAAAUCCAUGAAGAGAGGAUAAUAUAACAGCCAACCAGCAGCUGAUAACAUCUUGUCAACUGCUCCACCAUGGCCACAUGCUACCGUCAAUCACAAUGUCCAUGAGGAGGGGAUGGAAAAUGGUCAACCCCAACAAGAUAAUGUCGUGCCAAAUGUUCUCUCAGGGCUUAUUAAUAUGACAGGAGCUGGUAUUCCAGCGAGGAGUACCAGGGAUCUGUAUUCUACCGUCACUAUAUUAUCCGGUGAAGAGAGAAUGGAAAAUGGCCAACCCCAACCUGAUAACGUCUUGUCAGCUGUUCCCAUAGGUCUUAUUAAUAUGGCAGCAACUCUAUUCCAGCCAUACGAGUGCCAGAGAUCUCAGCUCAGCCUCUUCCUUUGGUUUCCAGAUGCUACAGUCACUCACAAUGCAUGUGAACAGAAUGAAAAUGUCCAACCAGCACCUGAUAAAUGUUGUUUAAUUCUUCUGACCACAGCUAUUAAAGUGGCAGCCACUGGUAUUUCAACCAUGAGUAUCAGGGAUCUAUGCGCCAUCACUUACAAUGUCCCUGAGGAGAAAAUGGAAAAGAGCCAACCCCAACCUGAUAACGUCUUGUCAACUGCUUCAACAGGGCUUAUUAAUGUGGCAGGAGCUUGUGGCUUCAUUGUACUGUCUUCUCCAGUCACUCACAAUGGCCGUGAACAGAAGAUGGAAAAUGUCCAACCAGCACCUGAUAACGUGUUGUUGACUCUUCGACCACAGCUUAUUAAUAUAAGUGUUUACUGUAUUUCAACCAUGAGUACCAGGGAUCCGUAUGCUACUGUCAAUCACCAUGUCCAUGAAGCAAGGAUGGAAAAUGGCCAACCACAACAGGAUAAUGUCUUGUCAAAUGUCUUAUCUGGGCUUAUUAAUAUGGCAGCUACUCCUAUUCCAGCCACAAGUGCCAGAGAUCUCUAUGCUACAGUCACUCACAAUGGCCAUGAACAGAAGAUGGAAAAUGUCCAACCAGCACCUGAUAACGUGUUGAGAUCUUCGACUGCGCCUAUUAACAUGGCAGCCACUGGUAUUUCAACCAUGAGUACCAGGGAUCCGUAUGCUACUGUCAAUCAACAUGUCCAUGAAGCAAGGAUGGAAAAUGGCCAACCACAACAGGAUAACGUCUUGUCAAAUGUUCUAUCUGGGUUUACUAAUGUGGCAGGAGCUAGUAUUCCAGCAAUGAGUUCCAGGGAUCUGUGGUGUAUGUGUAUUCCACUGUCACUCACACAUCCGGUGGAAGAGAGAAUGGAAAAUGGUCAACCCCAACCUGAUAACAUCUUGUCAACUGGUCCCACAGGGCUUAUUAAUAUGGCAGCUACUCCUAUUCCAGCCACAAGUGCUAGAUUCUAUGCUACAGUCACUCACAAUGGCCGUGAACAGAAGAUGGAAAAUGUCCAACCAGCACCUGAUAACGUGUUGUUGACUUUCUGACCACAGCUUAUUAAUAUAAGUUUUACCGGUAUUUCCAACCAUGAGUACCAGGAUCCGCAAGUUUAUGUCACCGCCACUCACAAUGUCCAUGAGGCAAAGAUGAAAAAUGACCAACAGGCACCUGAUAACUCCUUGUCAACAGUUCCACCAGGGGGUACUAAUCUAUCAGGAGCUGGUAUUUCAUCCAGGAGCACCAGGGGUCUGUAUUCUACUGUCAUUCACGAUAUCCAGGAGGAGGAAAUGGAAAAUGGUCAAAUCCCUCCUGAUGGCCUCCUGUCAAAUUCUGAUUCACCAGAGCUUAUAAAUAUGACAGGACAUCGUAUGCCACCCAAGGCAUUGGGUUCUUUCUCUUACGACUUCACAAGUCUCAGCAAAGAUGAGCUGCUUUACCAACCUGAUAGUAAUGAAUUUGCUGUAGGCAUCAAAAACUACAGUGUCUCUGCAGGUGACCCACCAGUCACAGCAAUGUCUUCAGUGGAAACUGUGCCAAAUACACCACAAAUAUCUCCUGCCAUGGCAAAGAAAAUUAAUGAUGAUAUAAAAUAUCAAUUAAUGAAAGAAGUUCGAAGGUUUGGGCAAAAUUAUGAAAGAAUUUUCAUUUUGCUUGAAGAAGUACAAGGAUCUAUGAAGGUCAAGAGACAAUUUGUUGAAUUUACCAUCAAGGAAGCAGCAAGGUUUAAAAAAGUUGUCUUAAUUCAGCAACUCGAGAAGGCGCUUAAAGAAAUAGAUUCCCACUGCCAUCUCAGAAAAGUUAAGCACAUGAGAAAAAAAUAA